Messenger RNA from Pteronotus mesoamericanus, 3192 nucleotides. RefSeq names its product solute carrier family 37 member 3 (gene SLC37A3). Gene Ontology annotation, cellular component: endoplasmic reticulum membrane. Lineage: Eukaryota; Metazoa; Chordata; Mammalia; Chiroptera; Mormoopidae. Gene Ontology annotation, molecular function: transmembrane transporter activity. Gene Ontology annotation, biological process: transmembrane transport. The record is from RefSeq and is a predicted model, not a curated record. The transcript is spliced from 16 exons. The coding region runs from base 456 to 1937 and encodes 493 amino acids.
CCACCCCCGAGAUUGGCCCCUCGGCCCCCGGUGCUGCGGGGCCUGGCGCGGCGGGCGAGGACCGCAGCCGAGGCUCCGGGAGGGCCCACGGGAGAGCGGGCGGCCCGGCCCGCGUGGCGGCGGGGGCUCUUGUGCAGUCUCGUAGUUUAGCCCAGGGAUAGGUCCCUGGAAAUAGAAUUUUUGGGCCAUAGGCUCUUGGUGAACUCGGUCGGCUGUCUUCCGGUAACACUGCACUCCUCUUCGCUUCCGCCGACAUCCUGUGAGAGUCACACACCGUUUGGGCCUUGAGGCGCAUUGACAUCGAUCUGUUUCCACUAUGCAAACAUUUUCUUGCUUUCAGUACCAUUGUUUAUAUUACUAGUGAGAUUGGAGCUUUUAUUUGAAGGAAGAAAUGGUGUAAGUCAUUGACUGUCCAAACCUGAAGGUCGAAGGCUGGAAGGAAGGUCGGGGAGAACAUGGCCUGGCCGGACCUUUUUCGCAGAGGAACUCUGCUGUCCCGGCUCAGCCACCAUCAUGUCGUCGUGUUCCUGCUCACCUUCUUCAGUUAUUCCUUGCUGCAUGCAUCAAGGAAAACAUUUAGCAAUGUCAAAGUCAGCAUCUCUAAGCAGUGGACCCCAAGUGCUUUUAACAAAGUCAUUGAACCUGUAGAGAUCUGGAGCGACAACCACUUGUUUCCCAGUGCAGAGGAGGCCACUCUUUUCCUCGGGACUCUGGAUACUGUUUUCCUCUUCUCCUAUGCCGUGGGCCUUUUCAUCAGCGGUAUUGUUGGGGAUCGGCUUAAUUUACGAUGUGUUCUGUCUUUUGGCAUGUGCUCUUCUGCAUUAGUGGUGUUUGUCUUUGGCACUGUCACAGAGUGGCUGCAUUUCUACAACAAGUGGCUGUACUGCUGCCUGUGGAUUGUGAAUGGCCUGCUGCAGUCCACGGGGUGGCCCUGCGUGGUUGCCGUCAUGGGCAACUGGUUUGGGAAAGCCGGGCGAGGCGUUGUGUUCGGUCUCUGGAGUGCCUGUGCUUCCGUGGGCAACAUCCUGGGGGCGUGCCUGGCCUCUUCAGUUUUGCAGUAUGGUUACGAGUAUGCCUUUCUGGUGACGGCGGCUGUGCAGUUUGCUGGUGGGGUCAUCAUCUUCUUUGGACUCCUGGUGUCACCCGAAGAAAUUGGUCUCCCAGGUAUCGAGGCAGAAGAAAAUUUUGAAGAAGAUUCGCACAGGCCAUUAAUUAGUGGUGCUGAAAAUGAAGAUGAAUAUGAGGCUAAUUAUUCAAUCCAAGAAGGCAGUACUGUCACCCAAGUCAAGGCAAUAAGCUUCUACCAGGCUUGUUGCCUUCCUGGAGUUAUACCGUACUCACUGGCCUAUGCCUGCUUGAAGUUAGUGAAUUACUCCUUCUUCUUCUGGUUGCCCUUCUACCUGAGUAACAACUUCGGCUGGAAGGAGGCUGAAGCUGACAAGCUGUCCAUUUGGUACGAUGUUGGAGGGAUCAUAGGUGGAACUCUGCAAGGCUUCAUCUCUGAUGUCUUACAGAAGAGAGCGCCGGUCCUCGCUCUGAGUCUGCUUCUGGCCAUUGUGUCGCUCGUUGGAUAUAGCCGUUCUCCAAACGAUAAGUCCAUUAAUGCACUUCUGAUGGCCGUCACAGGAUUUUUUAUUGGUGGACCUUCUAAUAUGAUUAGCUCUGCUAUUUCUGCUGACCUGGGUCGCCAAGAGCUGAUCCAAGGGAGCAGUGAGGCGUUGGCGACUGUCACAGGAAUUGUUGAUGGAACUGGGAGCAUUGGAGCUGCUGUGGGCCAGUAUUUAGUGUCUUUGAUCCAGGACAACCUGGGAUGGAUGUGGGUUUUCUACUUUUUCAUUCUCAUGACAAGUUGUACCAUUCUGUUUAUUUCGCCAUUGAUAGUGAGGGAAAUAUGCUCUCUUGUGCAAAGACGACAGGCUCGCAUACUGAGCGAGUGACAGUGCCCACAAAAGAGCAAGAACAAUAGGAGACACAUCAGGACUGUUCUUUCUUUUAAUUCAUCCGAUUUGGGGGUUGUCUUAAAGAGCUCCAGCCUAACCUCAGAUGUAGCCAGGCCUCCUUCAGCGGUGUUGGCCCGCCACGCACUGACCUGAGGGAGGGCCGGGUGCUUUGCUACACUACAGGAGUCAUUGCCGAUGGACUUCAUUGUCCUUUCGUGAAUGUACAGAUGGCCUAUGAAUCUGCCAGCGUCUUUGUUGGGAUGUUGAGGUUUAUCCUUUGAACCUUAAAGGCUGUAUUGGACUUGGACCCUUGUUCUCCAGCCUGGGCAGCUGAGUGACCAUGAGGCAGCCGUGCAUAGUUUAUAUCAAGGUCAGGCUCCAUAAAUAGGAGGGCUCCUUGGAUUUUGCUUCGGAAAUGAGUUUGGAAAUGAGGCUCAUGUCUGAAGCACCAAACCUGGAUGAAGUGCUCCAGCUGGAUCGGACAUCACAGCAUGAGCCUGCCCUGGGUCAGGAACGCCUCUGUUAACCAUGGUGGCGGGAAUCACACUGCGUGCAGAAGCAGAAAGAUCGCCAGAUUGUUGUCAACUUCUUUUCCAUCUUCAUUCAAAAUUAUAACUCCAGGAAGACUUUAGUCACCCUUUCAAGGACCAUAAAGUGUGUCACCUGUGCACAUUCCAACGUGUAAGCCAUGGCCGAUGCACUCAACCCCAGAUUCGCUGUCCGGGAUCUGCUGGGAAGCUAAUCUGCUCAGCCUGUUUCCAGAGGCUUGAUCUCGGUCUCAGCCGGGUUCCUUCAGUGACCUCACCAGAAGACUAAAAUUAGAGAAACAGGAAAGACCUUUUGUCCUAAUAAGCGUUAGGCCAGGGACACCAAAUCACACUAAGGAAUCACUUAGGCCUGAGGGGUAUUUAGGUACCUGUUCUUUAGAAAUUUGUAGAGUAUACGCGUUCAAGGCUCUGAAUUCUAUACUAUGAGGUGGGACCCCCAGAAAACCCGGAAUGUAUUAUAAGGAAUUGUGUGUUUAUUCUUACUUGUUUAAACUUCAGCCACCUUAGAGUGCUCUCUGCAUUUGAUGCAGUACGCCUGUCGAGAUGUUUUUCCCACUGCUCAGUUUUUGAACUUGUUGAUUUUGAUGCCUUUUAGUGCUCCUGCCGUUUUUGUUUCACUUUUACAUCGGCAAAAUGUUUUCCUUUGAGGACUUUUUUCAUCUGGGAAAACAAAAAGAAGUGGCUCGGGGCGAGAUCAGGUGAAC